CUCUGGAUGUUUCUAGUUUCGUGUACUUAGAGAAUCAAGAAGCUCGAGAGAUUUCGUCUUUGCGCCUUUAAAUAGCUUCCUCGAUUCUCAGUGUUUUCUCAGAAAAGUUCAAAUUCAACAAAGUUUCUCAGCAACGAAAUCGAAUUAAAAACUCAGAAAAAUGUCGAUGAUUCCAAGCUUCUUCGGCAACAACAGGCGUAGCAGCAUCUUCGAUCCGUUCUCGAUGGAUGUCUGGGAUCCAUUCAAGGAGUUUCCGUCGAUGUCUUCCUCGCUUUCUCGAGAAAACGCUGCGAUCGUGAACACACGUGUGGACUGGAGGGAGACGCCGGAGGCGCACGUGUUCAAGGCGGACUUGCCUGGACUUAAGAAGGAGGAAGUGAAGGUGGAGAUCGAGGAAGACAGCGUUUUGAAGAUCAGUGGAGAGAGACACGUGGAGAAGGAGGAUAAGAACGACACGUGGCACCGUGUGGAGAGAUCGAGUGGGCAGUUUUCGAGGAGGUUUAGGCUGCCGGAGAAUGUGAAGAUGGAUCAGGUGAAAGCUGCGAUGGAGAAUGGAGUUUUGACUGUGACUGUGCCUAAAUCGGAGACGAAGAAAGCUGAUGUCAAAUCUAUUCAGAUCUCCGGUUAAGUUUCUUUCUCUUUUUUUAAGUAACAUCUAAUGUGUGUUUUGUGUUGUGUUCUGUUUCUGAUUUCACUGAGUGUCCUCUGUCUGAGAUUUGAAAGUGUUAUCAGUUAAUGGGUCGUUGAUGUAUCUUAAUAAAAGUAUGGAAUAAAUAAAUUGUUGUGAAGCUUCGCAAAAAUGUAAAA
This is a messenger RNA of Eutrema salsugineum, 807 nucleotides long. RefSeq names its product 17.6 kDa class I heat shock protein 2. Gene Ontology annotation, biological process: response to hydrogen peroxide; response to heat; protein folding. Bases 161 to 628 code for a protein of 155 amino acids. Lineage: Eukaryota; Viridiplantae; Streptophyta; Magnoliopsida; Brassicales; Brassicaceae. The record is from RefSeq and is a predicted model, not a curated record. The transcript has a single exon.